GCGGACAUCGAUGACAGCGACGAAUAGUGGUUAUGCUAGAAACUAAAUGUGUCUUCAAAAAGCGGCCAUACUCCCACCACUGAAAUUAGAGGUAGUUUCCAGACCUGUAUGUAAGAUCGUGGUUAUGACUGUCGUGAUUCGUGAUGCUGAACGCUCAUUACAUCGAUAAACUUAUAUGAACUUUGAACAUAUAAUAUCAGAAAAAUAUACUUCGUCAUUAUACAUAUUUUAAUAUUUUGAGUGCAAAAAUUUCGAAAAUACGGAUAAGCUGAAGUUUUAAUAAUGGCACCAGGAGAAAAUAACGUUAUUAACAACAACCAGCUGAGAAACUCUUCCAAUAUCUCGUCCGGCAUGCCAGGGUAUUACUCUGCCUAUCAAACCGCUGGAGCUCAUGCUCCUGGAGUUCCACCUCCAUUACCGCCCCGCCAAAACCAACCCGUUCAAAAUUAUUUAGGAUACAGUGAUUACAGGCCAUAUGGCUCAAGCUAUUAUGGAAACUUUGGAUACGGAGGCAAUUAUAGGGGUUAUGGUGGAUAUGGCUCCUUUGGGAAUUAUAUGCCAUAUUCCAGUUAUAAUGGUUAUAAUAGUUAUGGAGGACACAGUGGUGAUGUGGAAAACAGAUUUCAGCAGUAUGCUGAAGAAAGUACAAGAUCAACAUUCCAUGUAGUUGAGACUGUAUUGCACACAUUUUCAUCCGUUACAAUGCUGUUGGAGUCAACCUACUUUGCCUUAACAAGUUCAUUCAGAGCAAUUUUAAGUGUAGCAGAUAAUAUCGGCCGAUUACGUUCGACAAUUGGACAGUUACUGAGUACAUUCGCUCUAAUUCGAACUAUGAAAUGGAUUUACAAAAAACUUUUAUUCAUGCUUGGUCUUGGAACGCAAAAUGCUAUUGCCGAAAACUUAUGGCAACAAUCAGUGUCGGAAGCAACAAACGUAGCCCAAAUACCAACGGCAAAUGGGCAAGCUUCUCCAUGGUUAAAUGUUCUACUUUUUGGCGUAUUUAUAGUUAUUCCAUAUUUAAUCCACAAAAUAUCGAAAAAUCUAAGACAGACCCAAUUAAAAGUUAGCGAUCCCAAGGAGUGGGUGAAAUGUGCAGAUCCUGUAUGCGUAGCAACUGUUAUGUACGAUUUCACGGCGGCUUCCAACGAAGAAUUGAGUAUCAGAGCUGGCCAGAAGAUAUGGUUGGCACCGCAGUCUCUGCAAUCUAAGAGCACGCCAGGCUGGUGGAUAGCCACCGACAAUAAAAACGUCGGUUUGAUACCUGCCAACUACGUAAACGUAGUGGGGCAAUUGAAAAGGAAACUGGAAUCAGAAAAUAACAGAAACGCUGCUGCAUCUGAGCUAAUUUCGAACUCCGUGCAAAAUGAAACUUCAAGCGAACAGGCAACUUUUACAGAUAUACCGCAACCUAGCACCAGUUCAGAAAGCACUGAUUUCUCUGCAAAUAAUAGUAACGACUUACUUUAAUUCAUGAAAAGAAGUAGAGAGGGGAUUUAGUUUAAUCUGAAUCUACUGGUUUAGGUUUAGGUUUAAGUUUAGAAAGUCGAAGUGAUAUUAUACGAUAUUAUAUGUUAACUUUACACGUAUUAAAUAUAUAUAUGCUGUACUUUUACAAGACAUGACUGAUACCAUUAAAUAAAAUAUACAACACCAUAUA
This is a messenger RNA of Ooceraea biroi (clonal raider ant), 1657 nucleotides long. It is a transcript of the gene Pex13, whose product is annotated as peroxisomal biogenesis factor 13. Gene Ontology annotation, biological process: protein import into peroxisome matrix, docking. The record is from RefSeq and is a predicted model, not a curated record. Gene Ontology annotation, cellular component: peroxisomal membrane; peroxisomal importomer complex; peroxisome. Gene Ontology annotation, molecular function: protein binding. Lineage: Eukaryota; Metazoa; Arthropoda; Insecta; Hymenoptera; Formicidae.